Ricinus communis (castor bean) is the source of this 1402-nucleotide messenger RNA. Its product is annotated as monooxygenase 2-like. Lineage: Eukaryota; Viridiplantae; Streptophyta; Magnoliopsida; Malpighiales; Euphorbiaceae. Gene Ontology annotation, molecular function: FAD binding. The record is from RefSeq and is a predicted model, not a curated record.
CCAUCCCCUUUUGGAAUUGUCUUAUCUCAAUGAUCCCAUGCCAGUAACUGUGUUCUUCUUCUUGCGCAUCAUUUCUUACUUUGAACUUGUUUAUUCUAUAAGACAAACCAAUCUAACUCUACAUUAUCACUUCAGCUAUUACUGAAAUAUAUCAUGGAAUUUGCAGAAGAUAUCGUGAUUGUAGGAGCUGGAUUAGCUGGACUUGCCACCUCACUGGGACUUUAUAGGCUUGGAAUUAAAAGCUUAGUGUUGGAAUCAUCAGCUCGUUUAAGACUUGCUGAAUUUGCUUUAACAACAUGGACUAAUGCAUGGAAGGUCAUCGAUGCACUUGGUAUUGGCGAUUCUCUUCGUAAACAUCAUAUGUUGAUUGAUGGGGUAGUUGCUGCCUCCGUGGUUACAGGCCAAGGUGGACGGUCCUUAAAGGCCAGAGGGAAACACGGAGAGCAUGAGCUUCGAUGUCAGAAAAGGAAAACCCUGCUGCAAACCCUUGCAAAUGAACUCCCACCUGAUACUAUAAAGUUCUCCUCCAAGAUGGUUUCAAUUGAGGAAUCAAGCUACUGUAAACUUGUUUAUCUUGCUGAUGGUAUGAUCAUCAAAGCCAAGGUGCUGAUUGGGUGUGACGGGGUGAACUCAGUGGUGGGGAAGUGGCUAGGCUUCAAAAGACCAUCAUUAACAGGGAGAAUAGCAAUAAGGGGUAUGGCAAAUUUCAAGGGUGGUCAAGGCUAUGGCACCAAGUUCCAACAAGUCUUUGGUAAUGGCUUGCGAUCAGGUUUCCUCCCUUGUGAUGAUACUUCUAUUUAUUGGUUUUUCACUUGGACUCCCUCAACCCCAAGUAACCAUCACGAAAUGACAUUGGAUAAGAUGAAGGAAACUGUGCUAAGCAAACUUGAAAAUGGAGUUAAUCCUCUUCUAAAGACUGUAAUAGACACUGAAGUAGGAAAUAUAGAUUCUGCUCCUCUGGGAUAUAGAUAUCCAUUGGAGCUGCUGUGGGGAAAUAUAAGCAAAGGGAAUGUUUGUUUGGCUGGAGAUGCACUCCAUCCUAUGACACCGGACAUAGGCCAGGGCGGUUGCUCCUCCUUGGAAGAUGGUCUUGUCUUGGCUAGGUGCCUUGCUGAGGCCUUAUCCAUUUCCAUCGUAAAGUUUUAAUUUAUGUUAUUUUAAUUAUGUAAUUUUAAUUUUAAUUGUAAUUUAAUUAUCUUAUCAGUAAAAUUUUAAUUUAUGUUAUUUUAAUCAUGUAAUUUUAAUUUAGUUGUAAUUUAGUCAUCUUAUCAAUCAACAAUUGACAAGUUAUACUUUUUCUUUUAUUUACUUUUUUUCUAUUGGCUAUUUUCUUUUAUGUGAAUUAUUCAUUUACAAAACUAAAUUUAUAAUUAAAUUGAGUAAUUGAAAUAAAUAAAUUAAA